AAGGCCGUUUCAUCUCUCUCUCUCUCUCUCUCUCUCUCUCUCUCUCUAUCGCUCUCCAUGCUCCAUGCUUUCUCUCCCUUACGUUUCAAUUUUCUCAUCACUCACUCAGAAGGACACUACUCUUCCAUCCACUCUCUCUCUCUCUCACACACACACACACACACACACACACACACACACACACACACACACUCUGUUCUCCUCUCCAUCUCUCACCAUCUGAUGGAGGCUGAAGCGCUGUACAGCUUCAGAGCUACUGAAAGUGAUGAGCUCAGUUUUCACAAGGGUGACAUCCUGAAGGUAACGAAUAUGGAUGAAGAUCCGAACUGGUACACGGCUGAACUGUCGGGACGAAAAGGCUUCGUACCCAAAAAUUAUAUCAAUGUAAUUCCUCAUCCAUGGUUUGUUGGAGGAAUCUCUCGGCAGGCUGCAGAAAGUCGCCUGAGACCUCUGGAGAGUGGAGCGUUCCUCAUCCGAGAGUGUGAGAGCACACCAGGGGAGUUCUCUGUGUCUGUCAGUUACGGGGACCAUGUGCAGCACUUUAGGGUCCUGAAGGACAGACUGAGACGCUACUUCAUAUGGGACGAGGUUUUCUCCUCCCUCAACCAGCUGGUGGAGUUUUACAGCAUCAACAGCAUCGCCAAGGAGAGGAGCAUCUUCUUAUUGCAACCUGAGAGACUGCUGACUGUGAGGAGGCCGCGUCGCGCUCACGCCCUCUUCGACUUCACGCCCCAUCAAGUGGCCCAGCUGCGUUUCCUGCGCGGCGACGUCAUCGACCUCCUGGACUGUUCGGACCCUCACUGCUGGAAGGGGCGGUGCCGGGGCCACGUGGGCGUCUUCCCUCCUGAAUACGUCCAGCCUGUGUAUCACUGAAGGAUUCGGCUUCAAGCAAAGAUUCGCUCAUGAGUUUUUUUUUUUAAACUUAUUAAAAAAUAAAUGAAUAAAAAAUAAACUCCAAAAGUAUUGGGACACUUGACUUGUCUGCCCAUACGUGGUUCUUCACCAAAAUGUUCCCACAAAGUUGGAGGCAAACGAUUGUAUAAGACGUCUCUGGAUGCUCUAGCAUGAAAUUAUCCCAAACCUUAUCUAUCUAUCUAUCUAUCUAUCUAUCUAUCUAUCUAUCUAUCUAUCUAUCUAUCUAUCUAUCUAUCUAUCUAUCCAUCCAUCCAUCCAUCCAUCCAUCCAUCCAUCCAUCCAUCCAUCCAUCCAUCCAUCAUAAUCUAAUCAUUAGGCAUUAUAAGCUGUAAAUUGUUUUUGCUUGUUAUACACGUGAUACACACGUGAUUUUUUUUUGUUCUCAUGAAACAA
Messenger RNA from Silurus meridionalis, 1308 nucleotides. It is a transcript of the gene grapb, whose product is annotated as GRB2 related adaptor protein b. Gene Ontology annotation, molecular function: protein binding. The record is from RefSeq and is a predicted model, not a curated record. The transcript has 5 exons. Bases 58 to 873 code for a protein of 271 amino acids. Lineage: Eukaryota; Metazoa; Chordata; Actinopteri; Siluriformes; Siluridae.